AUGCUCAGGGUCUCCGUCCAGUCCGCCAUGCUCCGGGACCCGGCCCCCAGGGCCCCUCAGCGCAGGGAUGGCGCCUUUUGCUCCCUGGCCCCCGCCCGCCUGGAGGACUCAGAAAAGGGGUCGGCUCUCCGCGCCACCACGGCGCUGCUUCUUUCUCUUAUUGGUUCUAAUGACCUGCGAGACCCGCUGGAGUGCAAACUGAAUUCUACGAUCUGCCGCUUCUUUUGCCUCCCACGCUUCAGAAAUGGGAGCCUCCACGGGGCCAGCUCUUCCGCAUCUUGCCGUCCAUUGGGCGUUGCGCAUGCGCUUGGCAGCCGCUCCAAUGGACCAGCGGUAUCUAUGGACGAAGACAGUGAUGUGUUCUUAAAUCAACAAGAGCCAGACACCCUUCAAAAUUUCCAACUAAGUAGUGGCUUUGUCCUCAACACUGAUGUGGCAAAGGAGAAAAUGGAAGUGGAUGUAAGCCUGCCACAAGAUCCCACCACUAUAGAUGCCAGCCUCUUUAGAAGAUCCAGCAGCAUCCCAUUGAUCAAUGGAUUCGGUGAUAACUCACAGGGAUUCCAAGUGGACAACUUAAGAAUGAGAAGGAACGGCUCACCAUUUCUGAAUCGCCAUGCUUUGUUUCUGCCUUCCCGCACUCGUAUGUCUGCCAACCGAAUUUUCCAAAUCAAACAAGAAGAAAAGAUGGAUAUAGCAAGCAGAGAAGCAAUGCAUGAACGGGAAGUGCAUACUGCAAUACAGAUAAGUCAGAGUUGGGAAGCAAGCAUAAAUCUGAAUAACACCGCCACCAUGCAGCCAUCUGUUAUAAGGAGCAUCAAACAAAUGUCAAUCUCUCCAGUGACUUCUUUCACCAAGGAACCUGGGAAGGUAAAAUGGAGCUUGAAGAUCAGCCAAGUAAAAUUUGCAAGUAUUACCAUCUUACAAUCUCCUCAAUCCUCCCAGCUGUCAACAAAAUGUUUAGGAGAAGAGUUGUCUUAAUCAACUACAGAAACUACCCAGUCUGUUCAUGUCUUCAGCAACGGAUAGCUCCAAUGGAAACAACAGACCUGUAGAGUACAAUAAAAGAAGGACGCAUGCAUA
Messenger RNA from Myodes glareolus (Bank vole), 1080 nucleotides. The record is from RefSeq and is a predicted model, not a curated record. NCBI's taxonomy places the organism in Eukaryota, Metazoa, Chordata, Mammalia, Rodentia, Cricetidae.